Messenger RNA from Bursaphelenchus okinawaensis, 1788 nucleotides. Lineage: Eukaryota; Metazoa; Nematoda; Chromadorea; Rhabditida; Aphelenchoididae. The record is from the annotation of a GenBank genome assembly.
AUGAGGUAUGUUUUAGCAAUUGAACACUUGGCCUGUCUACAUGACAUGUUCAAGGCGGUUGGUGACAAGUGUCCCAUUUUAAAAGAUCGUAGGCACAAUGUCUCAAAAACAACAAAAAGCAAACGUUUUUCGAAGUUUGCUUUUUAUAAGUGCACAGAACGGUCUCAAAAUUAACUAGACAAACUUGAGUGAUCGGAGCCAUGCCGAACGUCAGGCCAGACCGCGACACCGCUGUCACUUUGUCGCCAGUUGUGAGGCAUGGAACGGGGAGAGUCAGUGUUUCAUGGACAAACGUUUAACUUAAGUUAUCCUUGCAGUGACACUUUGCCCAGCCCCGAUCUGCCUGGCGUGGUGUCGGUGGAACUGCCAGCCGGCACUCAGAUUGUGGUUGAAGCACAAGUCUUGACGUCCGAUCUCGACAGGACCAUCGCUGAACAACAAGCCGAACAAGUAAGUAUUCAAAUACUGUCUUUUGAAAAUGAUUUUCGACUCUUUUUUAACAUAUUUAACUAACUACAAUAACAUUACUCAACUGACACUUUUUAGCAACCUCACGACCAACUCCAAGCCCAACCAGGCCAAACUGUGGGAGGAGGCAAGGCAAUGACCGCUCCACGUGGUUCCAAAGGACCAGUCAGGACAUUGUUUUGCAGAAAAUGUGAAGGGCAUGGCCAACAAGUGGUGCUCAAGGGCCAUGCCUCCAGCUGUCCUUACAACACAUGCACGUGUAAAACGUGUGCCAAUGUAAUGUCAAUGCGCGCCAACGCCAUUAUUAGAAGGUACAGGACGAGGACAUCAGAGUGCGGCCUCGUACUGAAACCUGUCCACUUCAAAAACGGAAACACGAGGCUGAGGGUGUUUCCCAAAUUUAUAAGCGGUAAGUAAUACAAUUACCCACUUGAAUGGUUUUUAGAGGAGGAGUGUCUGCCCAUUCCACAUGAACAACGACAACGUGAACUACAAGAACAACAGAAUGCGUCGGUGGAGAAGCUAGCAUUACUCAACGCGAACGGGAUCGACAUCCCCACUAAAACCUCAAAGUCCAUCUACAAGACAAACAGUAUGCGGAAUCUAGACGAACCAAUAACAAACGAAGACCCCAUGCCCAAAAGAGCUCAAUCCCACUCCCCCAACAAACCGGGCGAUUCCGGCUUCGAAGACGUCAAGCCAGAGUUCAAUGGCAGCUCCAUGAGUUCUCUCUACAAUAACGAUCAGAUCUUCACCGAGUCUCAGAACGACCAACCUCCUCAACAAAACGAAGCCCUAGUCAACGCUCUACUACAGAUGGUACAACAACAACGUCUCUCCAUGAACAACUACAACGACUUGUACCAUCUACCAACCACGUCUUCCUCAUCAAUCAACAUGCCAGCUCUUCUCCAGAAGAUGCAACAUCAACUAACUACAACAACAGCUGGAGAGUUCACAUCGACAGGCUUCUCUCAACCGAUAUCCAUCAACUCACAGCUUUCAGGUUACUAUCAGCCAGCGGAGAGAAAGGAGGACAUUCCAUGUGGUAAGCGUGGCACCCUGAAACAAAAUUAUAUUAACUUAUAGAGUUAAAAAAGAUCACGUUAUUAAAAGAUAAAAUGAAAUAAAAAAUAUUAUUGUUGCCUAAUUACAGAGUACAAAGCACCGGAAGAAUACCUCAGCCUCACAGAAACAUUGUGUUUGAACUCGGAAGGAAAGAAGAAGUUGACCAACACCAGAUACCAACAAUUUCUGGCAGCUGUCGUGGACCUGGAACAACAAUUCAUGCAAGACGAGUCGAACAUAAACGGUUACUGA